CCAUUCUGCAAUUGUGUGGAAUUAUUCCGUUCCAUUGUGUUCGUUGCGCCAUUGCCGGCCGCUUAUUAAAUCCAGCAAUUGAUCCAUUGCCAACUACAAUCAAUUCCAGAACAUUUGUAACCACUCAGCCAGUAAAAAUGGCCGAAGCAACUGGUUUGAGCAACGAGGAGGCGGCGGAAUUAUGCAAGCCCACAGAUGCUGCUACUAAGGACUUCCUCUUCCAACAAACAAUGUAUCGCAUCAAAGAUCCUCGAAAAUCGCUACCUUUCUACACCGGUGUGCUGGGUAUGUCAUUACUGGUGAAGUUGGAUUUUCCUGAAGCCAAAUUUUCGCUUUAUUUUAUGGGCUACGAAAAUCCCGAAGAU
Messenger RNA from Rhagoletis zephyria (snowberry fruit fly), 365 nucleotides. Its product is annotated as lactoylglutathione lyase-like. The record is from RefSeq and is a predicted model, not a curated record. Gene Ontology annotation, molecular function: metal ion binding; lactoylglutathione lyase activity. Lineage: Eukaryota; Metazoa; Arthropoda; Insecta; Diptera; Tephritidae.